Messenger RNA from Morone saxatilis (striped sea-bass), 1564 nucleotides. It is a transcript of the gene dctn3, whose product is annotated as dynactin 3 (p22). The record is from RefSeq and is a predicted model, not a curated record. Gene Ontology annotation, cellular component: dynactin complex. Bases 58 to 621 code for a protein of 187 amino acids. Lineage: Eukaryota; Metazoa; Chordata; Actinopteri; Moronidae. The transcript has 7 exons. Gene Ontology annotation, biological process: cytoskeleton-dependent cytokinesis.
GCCGCCGCUUGUUAAACACGUCGCCGGUGCUGCUGCUGCGGUUCUGUAGCUUCAAUAAUGGACCAGAAACUGGACCCGGAUCAUCUGGAAAUGCGUCUUCAGGCGCUGGAGAGUCGCAUAUACGGCGGGAGAAGAAACAAGAGUGGGAAACCUGCGAAGUGUGCCGAGUCUUUGACCCGGAUUCAGGCAGGUCUGACCAACACGGCCAACAAGAGAGAACGAGUGAAGAUCCUGCACAAGAAGAUUGAGGACCUGCUGAAGUAUCUGGACCCCCAGUUCACAGACCACAUCACUGUACCUGACGCCAUGAAGCUGGAGUUCAUUCUCGCUGAGGAGGACUUCCUGCUUUCCCAGGCUGCUUUGCUGGAGCAGGUCAGCAACUUGCAGCCACUUCUGGACAGCACCUACAUCAGAGAUGUACCAGAACACGCCACCAAGCUGCAGCGCCUGUCACAGAUUCACAUCAAAGAACAGGAUCAAACUGAGGCUCAGUCACAGGAAGUGAAGAAGCUAUUUGAGGAAUACAACAAAAUGAUGUUUCUGCUGUCCAAGCAGUUCACCCAGUGGGACGAGACCCUGAGGAAGCUGGAAGAGGCCAAGGGCAUUCGGCCUGUGGAGUAGCUACUGUCAACGCACGCUGAUGAGGAUUGGUGACGAUGAAGAAGACCGCAAUGUGAUGGGAGCUUUAGAUUAGAUCAGGUGUUCAAUAUGUAGCUUGUUUUUCCCCCAAUAAGUCAGAACAAAAGUGAGACAGAAGGAUCGCAACAUUUUACUGUUUUGUUUUUAACUGCUAAUGAACUCGACACCAGAAUUUAGUUGAAUCAGGCGACUGAUUCCCUAAUUGCCUAAUUCCAAGAUUGAAACAGUUGAUCUGCGGGUCCAAUACAAGUUCAUAUGUCUCGUAAAAUAGAUUUGUUUGUGGUGGUGGAAGAAAAAUGUUUUUAUUAACCACCAAUACCCGCACAUGUGUGGACCCACCAGGAAAUCUGACCUACCAGGUCUUCAAACGUUUUUAGAAACGAACAAAGCGAUCUCUAUUGUAUGUGAUAGUGUCUGUUGUUGUGGUUACAGACCAAUGUGUCCCCCAGCUGAUAUACCAGUAAUACUGUACUGCCCAUACAAACCAAAAGUCAUUCAGUAAAACAGGACUGGAUUGGAGGAAAUGUAAAAUGUGAAGACACUCUGUCUCAUGUGACUCUUCGUCAGCCGUCUGGAGGAACUCGCUCCCAUCACGUGACUUGUGGCUCAGAGCUGCUGCUGUUAUUUAUUUUCAGACAACAGAGCUUUUUAUGCUCACAUAUUUACUCAACUUGUAACACAUUCCAACAUCCCUACUGCAAGAUCGUCACAAGACUUGUUUUCUUGCCUUUCACUCAUUCACACACACACACACCCUGCAAGGCUUUAUAUUUUCCCUCUGGAUGCCUCCUGACAUGAUUUGUAAAAACUUAAAUUGGCUUUUUCUUUCCAGUAUUCUGGUUUUAAAAUGUUAUAUACAGUAUGUCUCAUUUGUCUACAGCAUGGCUGCAGUUAUUAUAAUAAAUAUAACUUUUUUCUUUCACUA